This is a messenger RNA of Lactuca sativa (garden lettuce), 1395 nucleotides long. Its product is annotated as transcription factor MYB17. The record is from RefSeq and is a predicted model, not a curated record. Lineage: Eukaryota; Viridiplantae; Streptophyta; Magnoliopsida; Asterales; Asteraceae.
CCUAAAUUAUUAACCGGUUUGUCGUCGUUGUAAUGAAGGCCGAUUACCAAAUAUGCUGAUACAUAGUUUCUGUAUCGUGUUUUGCAAAACUCUUGAAGAUAAUAGAGAGAGAGGGAGAUAUAUAAAUACGAUCAAUAAAUGCAAAUAGUGUCGGCAUGUAAUUCGCCGGUCGUCGUACCUGAGAUUUUGAUUCUUCUCUUGACAUGUCUUUUCCCCCACACACACCAACACACAUUUUCUUUUCAAAUUCAUUCUCAAAUCUCCAUCUCUCUCUCUCUCUCUCUCUCCAUAAUUAUUGCUCAAAUCAUAUAUACUCUUCUUCUUAGUUCUUCCCCUACAUAUGUACAUUGAUUCGGUUUAAAUUUCUAGGGUUUUGAUUAAGAGUCGUUGAAAAUGGGGAGAGCACCUUGUUGUGAGAAGACAGGAUUGAAGAGAGGGCCAUGGACUCAAGAAGAAGACGAACUGUUGAUUGAGUAUAUCAAGAAGAACGGCCAUGGAAGCUGGCGAUCUCUACCAAAACUCGCUGGUUUGCUCCGGUGUGGUAAGAGUUGUCGGCUCCGGUGGACAAACUACCUUCGACCAGACAUCAAGCGCGGUCCCUUUAGCCCCGAAGAAGAAAAACUCGUCAUUCAACUGCAUGCCAUUCUCGGCAAUCGAUGGGCUGCAAUUGCAGCCCAAAUACCAGGAAGAACAGAUAACGAGAUCAAGAAUUUAUGGAACACUCACUUGCGAAAACGUCUUCUUUCCAUCGGAAUCGACCCACAAACCCACGAGCCGACCGCCAUAUCGGGCCCGCUAAAACGACCGCCGGCCUCCCCGUCCACCCGCCACAUGGCGCAAUGGGAGAGUGCCAGGCUGGAGGCCGAAGCACGUCUUUCAAUGGAAUCGUCUCUACUUUUAAGCCCAUCGAUAACAAACAAAAGAAUCAACAACACCGCUAAUGCCGACUAUUUUCUCCGGAUUUGGCAUUCCGAAGUCGGGAACUCAUUUAGAAGCAUGAAUAAGGUUGUGUGUUCUAGUCCGGCUUCACAAGCCUCGGUUUCCGGGACGACUAUGGAAACGGUACACAAACCGGAAUUGGAAUCGGAAUUGAAAUUUGAGGGUAAAAGCGGACAUUUCUACACUGGAAUCACACAUUCCUCGAGCUCGGAUGAAGUUGAGGAUUCGUCGGAUACCGCGUUACAGUUGUUUUUUGAUUUCCCUGGUCAAAAUGAUAUGAGCUUCUUGGAAGCACAUUUCAAUUAAAGUUGAACUAGAAGAGAAACUGUCUGACAGACAGCUCGUUUCAGACAGGUUCUCUUCUGGUAUCAGUUUUUAUGAAAGAAGACAAGAUAUUUGAGUACGAGGUCUUCGUUGUAUUGUAAUUUUAUAUAUAUAAUCAUGACGCUUUUAUGA